CUGGAACCAACGGGCCUGAGUCAAACGGAGUCUCUUCUGGCUCAGACCGUGAUCCCUGGAAGUAUUCUGGACUCAUAAAUCAUUUUGGAUCGGGAGCAAAAAGGAACAGGCUCAGAAGAACAUGGCUGUGGCGGGGUGUUCCAGAUGCAUAAAAUACAUGUUAUUCUUCCUUAAUUUUAUUUUUUGGCUGGCCGGAGGUUUGAUCCUAGGAGUGGCCCUGUGGUUACGCCAUGACAGCCAAACCAGCAGUCUCCUCAUACUUCAGUUUGAUGGACAACAGGCACCGGGCACCUUUUACAUCAGUGUGUACAUCCUGAUAGCUGUAGGAGCCGUCAUGAUGCUUGUCGGGUUCCUCGGAUGUUACGGCGCCAUCCAGGAGUCUCAGUGUCUGCUGGGAACAUUCUUCUUCUUCUUGGUGAUCCUGUUCGCCUGCGAGGUGGCUGCAGCAAUCUGGGGCUUCAUGAACAGAGACACUAUUUCCAAAGAACUCAUUAACUUCUACGACGCGGCGUACAUCAAGGCCGUGGACAUCUCAACGCCUCCCAAUAAAGACGCAGCGGUCAAGGUGCUGGAGGCUUUCCACACCACGCUCGACUGCUGUGGGAAAGGAAACACUGACACAGCUCUCUUCUUACAACUCACUUCCACUUUGUGUCGCACAAAAGCUCUUUCUGCUCCCAAAACCGAGGGCUGUCACAUAAAGCUGGUCGAGCUGUUCUCUAAGAAGCUCUACCUCAUCGGCCUCGCCGCCCUGGUGGUUGCCGUCAUCAUGAUCUUUGAGAUGAUCUUCACCAUGGUGCUCUGCUGUGGGAUCCGUAACAGCCCAGGCGUGUACUGA
Nematolebias whitei (Rio pearlfish) is the source of this 838-nucleotide messenger RNA. Its product is annotated as CD81 antigen-like. Lineage: Eukaryota; Metazoa; Chordata; Actinopteri; Cyprinodontiformes; Rivulidae. The record is from RefSeq and is a predicted model, not a curated record. Gene Ontology annotation, cellular component: membrane. Bases 122 to 838 code for a protein of 238 amino acids. The transcript is spliced from 8 exons.